This is a messenger RNA of Nothoprocta perdicaria, 3862 nucleotides long. RefSeq names its product G3BP stress granule assembly factor 2 (gene G3BP2). Gene Ontology annotation, molecular function: mRNA binding. Lineage: Eukaryota; Metazoa; Chordata; Aves; Tinamiformes; Tinamidae. Bases 22 to 1470 code for a protein of 482 amino acids. The transcript has 11 exons. The record is from RefSeq and is a predicted model, not a curated record. Gene Ontology annotation, cellular component: cytosol; ribonucleoprotein complex.
UUGACACUGUGUACCAAAGAAAUGGUGAUGGAGAAGCCAAGUCCCCUGCUUGUAGGGCGGGAGUUUGUGAGACAGUACUACACGCUGCUAAAUAAAGCUCCUGACUUCUUGCACAGGUUUUAUGGCAGGAACUCUUCCUAUGUCCAUGGAGGACUGGAUGCCAGUGGGAAACCACAGGAAGCAGUGUAUGGUCAAGCUGAGAUCCACAAAAAAGUGAUGUCCCUACAGUUCAGUGAAUGUCAUACCAAGAUUCGCCAUGUGGAUGCGCACGCCACUUUGAGCGAUGGGGUGGUUGUGCAGGUGAUGGGAGAGCUGUCCAACAACGGGCAGCCCAUGAGGAAGUUCAUGCAGACUUUCGUCCUUGCUCCUGAAGGAUCUGUUCCAAACAAGUUCUAUGUCCAUAAUGAUAUCUUCAGAUAUGAAGAUGAAGUAUUUGGAGAUUCAGAAGGAGAACUUGAUGAAGAAUCUGAAGAAGAGGUGGAAGAGGAGCAGGAGGAAAGGCAGCCCUCCCCUGAACCUGUGCAAGAAAACCCGAGCGGUGCUUACUAUGAAAACCACCCUGUAACUAAUGGGAUAGAGGAGCCACUAGAAGAACCAUCUCAUGAACCUGAGCCGGAACUGGAAUCGGAAACAAAAACCGAGGAGCUGAAAGCAGAAGUAGAAGAAAAGACCCUUGAAGAGCUAGAAGAGAAGUCUCCAUCUCCACCUCCCGUAGAACCUGUUUCGCUACCACAAGAACCACCAAAGGCUUUCUCUUGGGCUUCAGUGACCAGUAAAAACCUGCCUCCUAGUGGUACUGUUUCCUCCUCUGGAAUUCCACCCCAUGUUAAAGCACCCGUCUCACAGCCAAGAGUUGAAACGAAACCGGAAGCUCAGUCUCAACCUCCUCGUGUACGUGAGCAGCGUCCAAGGGAAAGACCAGGUUUUCCACCCCGAGGACCUAGGCCAGGGAGAGGGGAUAUGGAGCAGAACGAGUCAGAUAACCGCCGAAUAAUCCGCUACCCCGACAGCCACCAGCUCUUCGUUGGCAACUUGCCGCACGACAUCGACGAGAGUGAGCUGAAAGAGUUCUUCAUGAGCUUUGGCAACGUGGUGGAACUUCGCAUAAAUACCAAAGGAGUGGGAGGCAAGCUGCCCAACUUCGGUUUUGUGGUGUUUGAUGACUCCGAGCCAGUCCAGAGGAUUCUAGUUGCAAAACCCAUUAUGUUCCGUGGCGAGGUGCGCUUGAACGUGGAGGAGAAGAAGACAAGAGCUGCCCGCGAGCGCGAGACCCGCGGCGGAGGCGACGACCGCAGGGACAUCCGGCGCAAYGAGAGAGGCCCCGGGGGGCCCCGCGGAAUAGUGGGAGGCGGAAUGCUGCGGGAGCGGGACGGCAGGGGCCCCCCGCCCCGCGGCGCCAUGGCACAGAAACUGGGCUCCGGCCGAGGAGCGGGGCAGAUGGAAGGCCGCUUCACGGGACAGCGCCGCUGACGUCCCCGCUGCGCGCACGCCGGCUCCGCAGUGGUACAUUUAUCCAUCGUGUUUGCGUUCUCUUGUUAAUUUUUUUUUUCUUUUUUUUUUUUUUUUUCCUUGGCUUUGGAAUGUGACACAGCCCUUCUGAUCGUUUCUUUGAUGUGAAAGCAUCCUUUGGUUUCCGGUUUAAAUUGAGGUGGACGUUCUUUCCCCAGUUUCACGACAGGAGUCACGCUGUUAAUUUAUAAAUGUAGACUUGGAGAAUUGAGGACUGAAACAAGAGAAAAAAAAAAAAAAAGAAAUGACCAUUCAAACUUAUCUGCAACAGAAGUGAACUAAAGGACAUGCCCAAUAGAAUUGAGGUCCUUCCAGUCAAAAACCCUCUGCUGCACAUUUUGUGUGAGUGUUACGGUUCCUGCCUGUUACUGUUGGAAACACAAAUAGUGCAAUUUGUGCAAUUGGAGAAGCUGGCCUUGGUUUUCCUUCUUAGAACACGCGGCUCCAAACAAACUUUGUGUUUACGCACUCAUCCAAAUGCACUAAAGGGUACUCUGAACUCAUUUGUACUGACAUCUGCAGGAGGCAUCGGAGGAAAACAACCCUUCAUCCUCUUAACUCUGACAGAAUAGCUUGGGAAAUGAUGCGGGCAUCUGAUCUGCUUGCUGUGACCAACAUACGUGCACACGCAAACCUUAAUAGGACUACGAGUAUUUUCCACACGGAAUCCAUUUAGUGGCAAAGGAAACAAMCCAGGGUUUCCAAGUCGUACUCCUGAAUACUAAACCAAGUUUGAUAGCUCACGUCAGGUUUUUCUAUCUGCCCCUCUUGAGUACAGGGAUGGCUGCUCCACACACUCCUCCUUCCCCUUUCCCCUUCCCAAGUAAGCAUUGUACAGUGAAAAUUGUCUUGACUGUAUUUUGAGUUCUCUGGUAAUGUAAUAAGCAUGAUGGUGCCUUCUAUGAAUACAUCAUUCCAGUCUUGCUGGUGAUUUUGUACAGUAUAGUGUAUGAAUUACUGUGCUGCAAAGCCAAUCUGCUGCAAAGCGUUUAAAAGAAAUCAUUGAAAACAAAAAAAAAUGUAUUAAAAAUUGCAGUAUCUUUGAAUCAGUAAACAUGGCUAAAAUUAUCAUUCACCUUGCUCUUCAAUUAACAAGUUCGUCUGUUUUUUUGCAGAGGGGGGAAGGGAGGARGAAGGCAUCCAAGUAGUCUCCGGGUUGUCUCUUUGCUUUAAUCUGUGUCAAAGUUAAAGACAACGGAGUCAAAAUCUCUCUUGGGCGUUUCAGAAGUCAGUCCAGAACUGUGACCGAUUUUUGCCGGCUUGCAAUCAGUAGGACUGAGCAUCCUUUGGGAGGGUGAGCUUAUCGAAAGAGAGGAUACUGCAAUUUUCAGAGAACAAAACAGCAGCUCUAAGURUUUGCUUUUUCCAGUUGGCGCCUUUUGGGGUUUUUUUUUGUUGUUUUUUUUCCAAUCCUUACUCAUUUUGCACAUAACUCUCAGCUGCAGUUGACACUCGUGCGGCUCUGAGCUCGCGGGCAGAGAGGAGACGUCCCCUCCUUGGCUUCUGCGGGCGCCUCGGGCAGGUCGGGGGCUCCAGGUCCCCGUUCCUGCGGCAGGAUCAGAGGGCAGGGGUGAGAGUGGGACCACCUAAAGCUGCUCCUAAGCAGGGAAGACCUCGCCCCAAACAGCAGCUUCAAGCGAGAGCAGAUAGGGCGUAAAGGCAGCCUGCCUCUCGAUGGUGCAAUCACCCGCUCUGCUCUCCUAAGCUGGAAGAUUUUGCACACUGCUUGUGUCUGAUGUGUUAGGCGAAGUGAAAUAGCAGCCCUUUCUCCCAAACUCGAGGUCUUCUGUGUUGGAUGGUAAGUCUUGCACUAUUUUCAUACAUUUUUUUUUUUCCAGGACACAUUUCUUGUAGUUUCCAUUUUCACAUUACAGCCUUUUUCUUUCUUUCUUUCUUUCUUUCCUUCUGUUUUGGCUCGGCUCUUGCGUUGUCCGCGGUUACUUGCAAAUCUCAAUGACUUGAACUGCUCGGCACACGACCGAAGCGGGGCUGAAGCGCUCGGCCGCCUCGCUGCCUUCAGUUCAGUUUGCCCCCCGCGUGUUUUGGGGGGCUCGUUGGCCGUGUCCGGUGCUGYGGUGCUUUGCUGCCACCCAUCCUGUGGUUUGGCAAAGGGCACCGGGAAGAAUCCCGACAGGAAAAAGUGGAGUAUUUCACAGAGCCAUUCCGCUUUCUGGCUUGCUUCUCGUUCAAGUGACAUCAAAUAAAGACACAGAAACAUCGGGACGUCAUCGAGAGAAGUUUACACGGUGAUAGUUCACCUACUGUACUGUGGACUCUUACAUGUUCUUGACCCUCUUAUCGUAAAUGUACCUCUUAGAGCAACGGAAGGGAUUCACUGACCAUUACUGUUAGU